AUGAGAGAAAGAAAUAAUCAAGCAUCUACAUCAGAGAAAAACCGCAAACAGAUCCCAUGUUACUGGGAGAAUCAGCCAGGCGGUUGUCGCAAAAAGCAUUGCCCGUUCAUGCAUAAGAAUCCUGAUGCACGCACUGAUGGCAUCGCACCUAGCCAGCCCGCUCCACCGACACCAGCUGCCCCCGCGGGCGGCGUGGGAGUGGGCGGUGUGGGCGUCGGCGUAGGCGUCGGCGAGAGCGUCGUGACAGAGGGCGUGGCGGUGCCGCAAGUGCCGCAACCUGUUCCGCCCGCGCCCGCGCCCGUGCCACUAUUGUGGCAGCAACAGAGACAAGAGUCGGACAAUGAAAGCGCUCCGUCGUCCACGCCCACUAAAACUGUAUCCACGGACGACGCUCAGCGGAUCGCUCGUACAAAGUCGCAGGAGCUCCUGCUGUUAGAGAAAAUACAGGCUGAAGCGGCCGCGUUCUACAGCUACGAUAACCUGCCUCCGGAACCGAACAAAGAACGGAAGAUAAUCAGAACCAAUCUCUCCACGAAAUACGACAGACUGUCUUUAGAUGAGAUCGCGGGUAAAAAACAACAGCAGGCCACUGAGCGACGACACUCCCUAGAUUUCAAAGUUCUUUCAUUAGAAGAGAUAAGAGCAAGAAAGAAGAGCGAAACUAUAGUACCUCCGCCGCCGAUUACACUCAAUUUGCGCAAAAGAAAGUUGUCCACGCACGAGACUAUCACAACAUCGGGUAAUAAAAUAAUAAAAAUGGUCAGGAGUAAUUCUGUAGUUUAUAAAAAAUUAGAUCAAAACGCACCGGCGGCGGCCACUCUGUUUAAAUCUGACCAGAAGCAUGUAGAUGUCAGUGUUAAUAGGAAACGGACUAUAUCGGAGCAAAGUGAUCUAUAUGAGAUACAGGAUGACGAAUUGAUCGACAAUUGUUUCGAAUUUAAAAGAAUCAAAUUAACAGAACAAAUUUCCAAACCUAAACUAAUUAGAACUGCUAGUUCGUGUAAAGAUAACAUUGAAACUAAAGAUGAUACGAACGUUUCUAGUAAGACAGACGAUGAUUCAGAUACAGAAGUACAAAUAGUUAACGUAGACAUUAACGAUAAAAACUUAGAUGUAAGUGAAAUAUUAGAUACUGAAAUUAUAGAUGUGGACUCUGCUAAUAUGGGUGAACCGGUCGCUAUUGUGGACUUGAGUGAUGACCUAGACGACAAUGAUGUAACAUUAACGGAAUUGGAAUUAGGUCUAGUGAAAAAUGUGCCGGACGUUGUCGCCAGUUGUAGGAACAACACAAACAAACUAGACAGCUCAAAUAGAGAUUUACUUAGUGAUAUCGAAGCUAUCCUAGACGAUAGUUUAUGA
Molecule: messenger RNA, 1359 nt
Organism: Diatraea saccharalis (sugarcane borer)
Lineage: Eukaryota; Metazoa; Arthropoda; Insecta; Lepidoptera; Crambidae
Source: the annotation of a GenBank genome assembly